AUGGAGACUUAUUGCUGUCGGCAGAGCCGCGAGCAGCCGGAGGGAUCCCAGGGACCACGGGCGGCAGCGGCAGCGGCAGUUUGGGUAGUGGUACCAGAGGCGGCAGCGUCGGCAACCUGGGCACCACAUCCUUCACCUCGUCGACGCCGCCACCGGCGCCGCCAUUCCCUUUCAGCUCCCUCCCGUCGCAGGACGCGAGCACCAUCACCACCAGCAACAGCAGGAGCGCGACAUCCCGACGCUUCGCCAUUGCUACGCUUUGCUAAUCAAGAACCGGAGAUAUUAUUGGCCCUUUGGUAUGCGCUAUGGUAG
Molecule: messenger RNA, 312 nt
Organism: Triticum turgidum subsp. durum (durum wheat)
Lineage: Eukaryota; Viridiplantae; Streptophyta; Magnoliopsida; Poales; Poaceae
Source: the annotation of a GenBank genome assembly